Molecule: messenger RNA, 549 nt
Organism: Penicilliopsis zonata CBS 506.65
Lineage: Eukaryota; Fungi; Ascomycota; Eurotiomycetes; Eurotiales; Aspergillaceae
Exons: 2
Coding region: 1-549 (182 amino acids)
Biological process (GO): mitochondrial translational termination
Cellular component (GO): mitochondrial large ribosomal subunit
Molecular function (GO): translation release factor activity
Source: RefSeq, a predicted model, not a curated record
AUGAGAGUUCUCCCCCCGUUUUGGGACGGACGGUGUGUUGCGUAUCUCAUUGCUCCUACAAGAAGAGCUUUCGCGUCCAGACGCACAGCAGUGAUUGAUUGCCAGGAUGAAGCAGACGUCCAGGUAGCCAGAGAGUGGCUGUCUAAGCUGACUGCGAAGACUAUCCCACGGAGCAUAUGUGAGAUCUCGUUCAGCCGGUCUAGUGGCCCUGGAGGGCAGAAUGUGAACAAGGUGAACUCGAAAGCGACGCUUCGUGUCUCGCUCGACUCGCUGCUUCCCCUGCUGCCCCGGAUCGUCCACCCGCAAAUACGUUUAUCACGGUAUGCGGCCGAGCGGAGCCAGUCGCUGGUGAUCCAGUCGGACGAGUCGCGGAAGCAGGCGACCAAUGUGGAAUCGUGCUAUGAGAAGCUGUACCAGCUGGUGGAGAGCUCUGUGAAGAAUGCCAUUCCGGGGGAGACCAGCCAGGAGCAGAGAGACCAUGUGCACAAGUUGUAUGUUGAUGCUGCUGUUGAUGCUGCUGUUGAUGCUGCUGUUGAUGCUGCUGUUUGA